Molecule: messenger RNA, 2769 nt
Organism: Lachancea meyersii CBS 8951
Lineage: Eukaryota; Fungi; Ascomycota; Saccharomycetes; Saccharomycetales; Saccharomycetaceae
Source: the annotation of a GenBank genome assembly
AUGUGGAGUAAACAACGACUUACCUUUGUGGUGGUUGGCAUCCUGUUCCACUUUUUCUACCUAUGGUCGAUCUUCGACAUCUAUUUCGUGUCACCUUUGGUUCACGGAAUGAAGACAAUCCAAAGUACAGAUGAACCUCCCGCAAAACGGUUGUUUUUGAUUGUUGGAGAUGGUUUGAGAGCCGACACGACGUUCGAGAAGGUGACGCAUCCCACCACGGGAGAGAACGCACAUCUGGCACCUUUCAUCAGAUCUCUCGUGGAGAACAACGCGACGUUCGGUGUUUCGCACACCAGAAUGCCCACAGAGUCUCGACCAGGCCACGUUGCGAUGAUUGCAGGAUUCUACGAGGACGUAAGCGCCGUUACGAAAGGGUGGCAAGAAAAUCCAGUGGAUUUUGAUAGCUUUUUCAAUCAAUCCCGACACACGUACUCGUUUGGAUCGCCAGAUAUCUUGCCCAUGUUUCAAAAAGGUUCGGAGCUCAAUAAAGUGGAUGCUUGGAUGUAUGGGCACGAAUACGAAGAUUUCACACAAUCGUCCAUCGAGCUCGACGCCUUUGUCUUCAGAAAACUUGAUGACCUUUUUUACAAUUCUACGAUAGAUGCCAAGUUGAACGCAGAGAUCAGACAACAAGGAAACGUUUUUUUCCUUCAUCUUUUGGGCUGCGACACUGCCGGCCACGCUUACCGUCCAUACUCGGCAGAAUACUACGACAACGCCAAGUACAUUGAUACACAGCUGGAGAAACUUGUGCCAAAAGUCCGCGAUUUUUUCGGCGACGACGAAACCGCAUUCAUUUUCACUGCAGACCACGGUAUGAGCGCAUUUGGUUCGCACGGUGAUGGCCACCCCAAUAACACCAGAACACCAUUAGUGGCAUGGGGACCCGGUAUUAAAAAGCCUGUCAUUAACAGUAGCCCAGUCUACGACAACUACACACAGGGUUGGAAUCUUUCUCACAUCAAGCAAAAUGAUGUCAAACAGGCAGAUAUAGCAUCUUUGAUGUCAUAUUUAAUCGGUGCUAACUAUCCUGCCAACUCUGUUGGUGAGCUACCGUUGGCCUAUAUCGAUGGCCCAGAGUCGAAUAAAUUGAAGGCACUUUACGCCAACGCGAAGAGCAUUCUCGAGCAGUACUUGGUCAAAGAGCAGGAAGUCAUAGAUUCUCAGUUCACAUACAAAAAGUACGGCAAAUUUGAUCACAAAUCACCACUUCAGUAUCAAAAAGAAAUCGAGGAACUGAUCGAGAAGGUUUCUCAGGGCAAUGUCCAGUCGGAACAGAGUGCUAUCCAGCUGACUGAGGGACUGAUGACAACGACUCUGGACGCUCUUUACUACCUCACAACUUACAACAGACAAUUUACGAGGACUAUCGUAACGUUUGGUUUCGUGGGUUGGAUCACAUACUCAUUCAUUCUGUUUUUGAGAUUAUUCAUUUUGACCAAAGAGUACAAGGUGAAAGCUUCAUUUGCCAACUAUGGAAUUUUCGCGAUUUUGACCGUUGUCUUGAACUACGCUCUUUACUAUCAAAAAUCCCCAUUCAACUUCUACAUGUACUUGUUGUUCCCACUAUUUUUUUGGAGCCAGAUUUUCAAAAGCAAGAUUAUCUUGAAUGAUGGUCUCGAGGAAUUCUUCAAAGGAAUUUCAUUGGGGAAGAAGAUUAGCGCGGGCCUUGCGGUCUUGAUAAUCUACGAAAGUAUUGUUUACGGGUUUUUCAACAGAUGGAUUUUCACUGCAACCUUCAUCGCACUCGGGUUUUAUCCACUGGUAUGCGGCGUAACGGGCUUCCGCCAAAACUUUGCGUGGUUGCUGACUAGUGCGUGCAUUUCCGUUUUCACUUUGUUUGACGCGGUCAAGGUGGAGAGUCUGGAUCAAAUCAACGUCGCAAGUGCGCUGAUUGUUUUGAGCGGGUUGUGGAGCAUUUACUGCGUACGUUCGAACAUCCAGCGCUACACCCUCACGCUAUUUGUGCUCCAAAUUGCGCUUAUUGUUGCCAUGGUCGCCAUUACUAACAAGUCUGUCGUUUCCUUGCAAAAGAGGGAAGGUCUACCGCGAGACUCGCAGAUCGCGGGUUGGCUGGUGUUCGUUAUUUCGCUUGUGCUACUGCCUAUAUGCCACUACCUCAGACCCAACCGGGACUACAGAGUGAGAAUGCUGGUGAUCUACCUUACUUUCGCGCCUGCCUUCAUUAUUCUCACCAUUUCAUUUGAGUCGUUCUUUUACUUCUUCUUCACCGCUUACAUCUAUCAGUGGAUCGAAAUCGAGUCUGACAUCAAGACGCAAAAAGACAAGGCCACGGGCCCUCAGAAUUGGCUACAGCUGCUGCGGGUCUCUACAAUCGGCUUCUUUCUCAUGCAGAUCGCGUUUUUCGGCACCGGUAACGUGGCUUCCAUUUCUUCAUUUUCGCUCGAUUCCGUUUACAGGCUGAUGCCGGUUUUCGAUCCCUUCCCCAUGGGCGCGCUGCUGAUGAUCAAGCUGAUAUUGCCCUUCAUCACGUUGUCGACGGGUCUGGGGAUCUUGAACUUGAAGCUGCACAUCAAGGACUAUAGUAUUUCCUCUUUGAUCAUUUGCACAAGUGACAUUUUGUCCCUACAGUUUUUCUACCUAUUAAAGACCGAGGGGAGUUGGCUGGACAUAGGUGUCACCAUUUCCAAUUACUGCUUGGCUAUUCUUUCAUCGCUCACCAUGCUGCUUUUGGAACUGAUUAGCCAUGUCCUGCUUAGAAAUGUUUCUCUGCAUAAGACUACAGAUAAUCUGAAAAAGUCCCAGUGA